Messenger RNA from Centropristis striata (black sea bass), 4890 nucleotides. RefSeq names its product probable E3 ubiquitin-protein ligase HERC4. Gene Ontology annotation, molecular function: ubiquitin protein ligase activity. NCBI's taxonomy places the organism in Eukaryota, Metazoa, Chordata, Actinopteri, Perciformes, Serranidae. The record is from RefSeq and is a predicted model, not a curated record. The transcript is spliced from 23 exons. Gene Ontology annotation, biological process: ubiquitin-dependent protein catabolic process; protein ubiquitination. The coding region runs from base 141 to 3188 and encodes 1015 amino acids.
GCCUGUUGGAGUUUCGUUUAUUCUGAACUUUAGGUUUUGUUUUCCGUGGCUCGCAGCAGUGUUUGUGUCCGCUUUAAGUUUCGUUUCUGCGUCCCUUUAAAUCAUGUGUCGGUCCUCAUAGAGACACUGAGGCCGGCGUCAUGUUUACAUGGGGAGAGGACAGUCAGCGGGGCUUCAGGAUCAAAAAUGGCUCAAACAUCAGCGAGAGUCCAGCAGAGGACGGGGUCCAUCACCUCCAGCUGGGAUAUCACAUCACGGCUCUGUCUGCAGCUCACAGCCUGCUGGCUUUUAUCAAAAGGAAUGGAAACUCCUUCAUCAUCCGCACUAAUGAGAGUAAAGACGGCGGCAGAGUCCGAGGGAAACAAAAGUUUGUGAAGGAGUGUAAAGAGAAGAUCCAGGCUGUUAGCUGUGGUGAUGAUGUGGUCACACUGCUGUCUGAGAGAGGGAAAGUUCUCUGUGUGGACCCAACUCGUUCCUACAUUGCAAGGCCGCUGGAAGCUUUGUCUCAGAUAGCAGUUUGUCAGGUUGCUUGUGGGAGCCAGCAUUCAGUCGCCCUGACCAAAGAUGGUCAGGUGUAUACGUGGGGCCAGGACUCCAGGGGCCAGCUGGGUCUGGGGAAGAGGAAGCCUGGUACCAGUUCACCCCAACACCUCCGAUGUCUGUCAGCGAUCCCCCUGGUCCAGAUCGCUGCAGGAGGAGAGCAGAGCUUGGCCCUCUCUGUCUCUGGAGGUGUGUUCAGCUGGGGCAGGAACCACUGUGGACAGCUGGGCCUGGGACACAUGACAGACAGACAUACACCAACUCCUGUUCAUAACCUGAACAUGAAGAAAACCAUUCACAUUUCCUGUGGAAAGGACCACACUGCUGUUUUAACAAAGGAUGGAGCAGUGUUUACAUUUGGCUCUGGUCAGUAUGGACAGCUUGGCCACAACUCAUUCAGCAACGAGCCACGACCUCGGCUUGUUGCAGAGCUCUGGGGGGCAAAGGUCACCAGGAUUGCAUGUGGACGACAUCACACGCUGGUGAUGACAGACUCAAAGAGGCUCUACUCCUUUGGAUGUGGAGAGCAGGGCCAGCUGGGACAUGGAGAGGAGACUCAUCCCUCUGUGCCGCUACCUGUUCACCUGCCACAAGACACCACUGAUGAUCUGAACAUUAGAAACAUCUUCGCAGGAGGAAACUGUUCAUAUGCAACAUGCACGGCUAAUGAGGACAUUCAUGAGGAGGCUCACACCGACAGGGUCAACAAUGUCACACAGCAUUGUCUUGAUGAUGUGAUUGACAGAUGGACCUCAGAAUGUGAUCCAAAGUCAUGGAAAAAGAUUCAACAGGAAAUUCACAGGAUGUUUUCUUCUGCAUCCUGUUUGAAUGGCAGCUUCCUAAAGAAAAGCAAAGAUCAACAUUUCCAAACUUCACCAAAGUACUCUGGCUUGGACUUGUCACUAGCACGACACGCUUUCAAGAAACUGGUAAAGAAGGACCGUGUUUUUGCAGAGGUUGAGGCGGCUGUCCUGCACCUGCUUCCCUCUCUUGAGGAGCAGCCAGUGGGAGUGGAGGGCUUGAGGGUCUACCUGCUCCUCACUGAGCUCCUGCAUGUCAUCCAGAGACUCAAACGGCAGCAAAACAGCACAAAGCUUGCUGAGGCGGUUGCAGCUGCUGUACUAAACUUGUCAGCUGACAACCUGCAGAUCGUAGGAGACUGGUGGUCCUUAUUGUCACCUUCCACCAAGCUAAAACACAUCAAGGUGUGGAAGCAGGCCUUCUCAGUGAUCCUGUCCUCAGACCCUGUUCCUCGCAACCCUGGAGUCAGAAACCUGCUUCUAAUCCUCCAGUCCAUGUACAACGUCAACAGCAGGACUGCAGAACCUCGAAAGAUGCCAGAAAGCGUUUUUCAUUUGUCGAUUGACAAGGACUUCCUCCAAGAGGACCUGGAGCAUUGGCGUCAGUCACAGUCACAACGCAGGAAUGCACAUGCCGAGCCUCUUAUACUCUGUAGCUUUCCUGCUCUGAUGGAUCUGGAAUCAAAGAAAUCUGCAUUUGACCUGAAUGCUGAAUUCUCCAAGAGGGAAGCUUCUAGUCCUGUCCCCUCCUACUGGGAUCUUUUUUCUCCUACCCCGGAGCUUUGGCUGCACUUCAGACUGGCCCUGAGACGAGAAUCAGUGUUGGAAGACACCUUUAAACUACUGGCUGCUCAUCAGAGCAAUUACAAGCUUCCACUUUUGGUCGUUUUUGAUAGCAGCUAUAAAGAGGAUGAUAGACCACUCUACAUAAAGGACUUUUUUUAUGAUGUGUUCCACGAGUUGGUGUCAGCUGAAUCAGGGAUGUUCAUGUUCAACGACUCCAAAAGGCUGGCUUGGUUCCCCUCUAACGCAAAACAGGAGGAGCAGAAAUACUUCCUGUGUGGAGUUCUGUGUGGAUUGGCUUUGUACCACCAGCACAUCAUCCACUUCCCCUUCCCCUUGGCUCUGUUCAAGAAGCUGCUCGGUGUAAAGCCUUCACUACAGGACAUGAUAGAAUUCAGCCCAAGUGUGGGGAGGAGUCUGCUGAACAUCCUAAAAGACGAAGAUGAAGACACGGGUUUGGACUUUUCUAUCUUCUGGGAUGGGGCAGAGGUUGAACUUGAUCCUAAAAAUCCUGGAAAGCCAGUGACAGGUCAAAACAAGAAGGAGUUUGUGGACGCCUAUGUGCAUCAUGUCUUCAACGCGUCAGUGGAGGGUGUGUUUCAGGAGUUCAGGCGAGGCUUCUUCCAGGUGUGUGAGCGGGAUUUGGUGAAGCUGUUCAAGCCAGAGGAGCUGCAGCAGGUGCUGGUGGGCCAAGACUUCACUGACUGGGCAAAGCUGAAACAGAACACAGAUUAUGAGGGGGAGUACCAAACCAGCCCACCACACCCCACCAUACAGAUGUUCUGGGAGGUUUUUGAUGAACUAACGGAGGAUCAGAAGAAAGCUUUCCUUUGGUUCGUGACUGGUUUUGAUAGGGUGCCUAUAGUUGGCAUGGGAGACAUCAGGAUGAAAGUCAAAGUGAAAAAAGCCCAGGACCUCUCCUACGACCAGGACAAUCCUGAGACACACACGUGUUUCUCAACGCUGGAGCUGCCCUUGUACUCAACCAAGGAGAUCCUGAGAACCAAGCUGACUGAGGCCCUGAGCAGGAACAGGAAACUCAGGUGCAUCGGGACUGGACUGUGAACUAAAGACUAACUUUAUAAUGGAGCACUUUAUAAAUGACCUUUACAAAACACAUGUGUAGACGUUCAGAAGAAGAACACAAGAUGCUCAAAGUGAAGUUGGUUCAAUUAUAGGAACUACUUUCUCUCUCAGUGGCAUCAAAAGUCACAGGAGCAGCUGUGGUUGAUUUCUCUGCUCUGAUUGGUGGACGCCACCUGGCCACACACACCCCGAACAGACACACACACACACACACACACACACACACACACACGCGCACGCACACACACACACACACACACACAGGACAGACACACAUGCAUUAUGAGGGGUAUUUUAUGCCAGCACACUAUACUUAAACGCCUAGAAUGCGUCGCCUGUGCCAGCAUAAAGUCUGAUUAAUAGGCGUGCUUACAGACACGCGUAUUGCGAGUACACCAGAUGACAUGGGUGACGGGUGAAAAGUGCCACGAGCGAACGUAGUGGACGCCUGUGUGUGUGUGUGUAACGCGUGUACGUUAACAGUGUGUUACUCUGUGUAACAGUUCAGCUGUUACACAGAGUCUCAGCUUCAUAUGGUAUUGUUUAUAAGAAAGCACAACUUACAGAUGAACUCCAAGCCCCCACAGAGCUGUCAGGAUAUUUCUAUUAUUUUCAGGCCAGUUUUUAUUUUCUUGUUAACGAAAUCUCUCUCUCUCUCUCUCUCUCUCUCUCUCUCUCUCUCUCUCUCUCUCUCUCUCUCUCUCUCUCUCUCUCUCUCUCUCUCUCUCUCUCUCUCUCUCUCUCUCUCUCUCUCUCUCUCUAGGUUUGAAUGAUAUCGAAUUGAUAUUUAAUGAUAGCAAGGGUGAAAGGGAUAAUUAAAAUAAUUUCAGCUACUUAAAAAUAGUAGGCUAAUAGUAAAGUGCAACGCUCACAGCCAGUUCCCAGCUUCGCGCGCGGACACACAGUUCAUUACGCACCAGCUGUAAUUAGGUAGGUUUACCUGCCUGCAGAAGCCGUAAUCGCUGUCACCCCUGAAUAUUAAGUAGCCAUGCGGACCUAUCUAAUGAAUAUUCAGUAGCCAUGUGGACAGCAGUCCGUUCACAAUAUGAUUCCAUCGGACCUUAUAUCUACACUGUUUAACCCAAUUCGGCACUUAUGCACAGUCCCAUUAUGUUUUACAGACAUUCGUAGUUAACUAAUGAGGUAAAACAUUUUGUUUAAGCUGCAUUUUGCUGACUUUCACUCCUAAAACAGGCUAAUUAAGCCUCCGGUUUUGGCCGGAAAAACAUUAAGUUUAUCUGGUACAUACGAGAUAGUCUUUCUCUUCAUCUAUAAGUUGUGCUUUCUUAUAAACAAUACCAUAUGAAGCUGAGACUCUGUGUAACAGCUGAACUGUUAUAGGCUUACACGCGUUACACACACACACAGGCGUCCACUACGUUCGCUCGUGGCACUUUUCACCCGUCACCCAUGUUAUCUGGUGUACUCGCAAUACGCGUGUCUGUACGCCUAUGUAGAAUUGUACUUAACAGUCACGCGGGUCUUCAUGUCACGUAUUGGAGGCGUAGUUCACCCGUCACGCAGCCGUCACGUAGGCGUAUGUGCAACAACGCGUGUACAGCGUCUGCGUGACGCCUACGUGACGCCUGUCUGUCCAUUGAAAGUGAAUGGAAUUUACACGCGCACGUUAGACGUUUGAUGUCAUCGCAUAGGCGCUGUACACGCGUUUUAGUAUAGUGUG